AUGAGCUUGCUGCAGGCCGCCAGUGGACGGCAUGGCCUGACAACACACUCCUCCAACCUACUUCCCAUCGACCCACUCCCUGCGACGCGCCUGCUCUUGCGAGAAGCGCAGUCCCAUUUCCAAAGCCACAACUCUUCCUCCGGGAUACCGCCUGGGCCAGACACUUUGGCGCUGUGCACAUUUUGGUGCUACGCCGCGCUGUGCCUGCGCAACGUCGCGGCUUUGGCAGCGCGAUCUCCCGAGGCCGACGAGCUGGCGGCCGCAUGCUGCACCCUGCUGCGCCGCCGCUGCGCCGACCGCGCUCAGGCGCCCGACGCCGCCGGCUUGAAGGAGGCGGCGGAGACCCUGGACGCGCUGGCCGCCUACCUGGGCGGCAGGUCGCGUGCCGGGUGGGGUAGGGUUCUGGCUGCCGAGCUGGCCCCCGCACUCGACGCCGUGGCGGGGCUCGCCUGCCGCCAGGCCAGGGAACGCGCCCUCGACCCCAGCCACGCCGCGGUCAUCGUUGCAGCGCUGGCCCGCCUGCGGCACGAUUCCGUGGCGGUGCCGCCCCUGCUCGCCGCGGCGGGGAGGGCGCUGGUGCGGGUCGGCGACGGGCCGCGCCCCAGCGUGCGCAGCGUGCUCCUCGUCCUGCGGGGCCACCUGGCGAUGGGCUAUGCGCCCUCGCGCAUACUGCUCUAUGCACUGCAGCCCAUGGUCUCGGAUGCACUGCUGCUCGCCGAGCUGGACAUCCUCGUGGGGCGGCAGGGCAGGGGCCUUGCUGCGCAGCUGAGGAUGACGACAAGGGGCGCGGCGGGCGAGGUCGAGUGA
Auxenochlorella protothecoides is the source of this 807-nucleotide messenger RNA. RefSeq lists its product as hypothetical. NCBI's taxonomy places the organism in Eukaryota, Viridiplantae, Chlorophyta, Trebouxiophyceae, Chlorellales, Chlorellaceae. Bases 1 to 807 code for a protein of 268 amino acids. The record is from RefSeq and is a predicted model, not a curated record. The transcript has 3 exons.